AUUUCACGUACGUUACAUGCACAUUACCAUUUCAUCCGAAUUCCGCCGCAUUUUAUUAGAAUUUCAGCUUCAUUUCUGUCGAAGGCAUGAAUCGGGUGCGAACGCGAAGCCCUGUUUACGUCAGGCAGAAGAGCAUUUCCAGCUCAACCGGUGCGUCUCCCAUGAUGUCUCCCAUGCACCGCCACAUGCGGUCAGGAUCGAUCGGCGUGGGUAACUCCAGACGGCCGCAGAACAAUGCGGCGAAAGCUGCUGCUCAGAGGCUUGCGCAGGUCAUGGCCCACCAACAGACGGAUGAUGAAGAUGACGAUGAUGACGAUGAUAUGUCUGUUGAUUAUGAGCCGUUGAGUGCUUCCAGUAGCAGUAUUGGGAUUGCUGCCGGGAGGGCUAUGAAGCCUCCUUCUCCCAGGUCUUUACGAUCUCUUGGCCCCCCUUCUCCUAGGGCGGCACGAUCUCCCUCCCCUGCGUUAGGUCGUAACUUUGGAGAACACACUCCGACUGUUCGUUCUACAUCAUCUGGUCGGCCAGCUAUAUCAGUGAUGCCACCUGCUUUGGUAUCCACUAGCAAACCAUCAUUAAGGCCGAUCUCUUCUCCACAUGCAGCAGAGCCUCCUGCUGAAAAUCGAAGAGACAAAAGGCAUAUUUGGUCCUCAGCAGAUAUGGGGAAUUUUAAUAUACGAGAAGCUGGGAAACAGCGUUCUACUUCAGCUCUUCAGGACGAGCUUGAUAUGGUACAGGAAGAAAAUGAAAGUAUUGUUGAGAAGCUUCGACUUGCGGAAGAGAGGUACGAGGAAGCGGAGGCUAGAGCUAGGCAGCUUGAAAAACAGGUUGCUUCUCUUGGAGAUGGCGUAUCACUAGAAACCCGUCUAUUAAGUAGGCAAGAGGCUGCCCUGCAGCAAAGGGAGGCUGCUUUGAAAGCUGCAGCACAAACAAACGGUGUUGGGAAUGAAGAGAUUGCAGCCCUUCGGUUGGAAGCAGAGACUGCUAGAGAUGAGGCAGUUUCUUCUGUGGAACAGCUCCAAGAAGCUUGGAGUGAAAUUAGAUCCCUUCGAGCAAUGACACAAAGAAUGGUUUUGACUGAAGAAGAGAUGGAGGAGGUAGUUCUUAAGAGGUGUUGGCUUGCACGAUAUUGGAGGUUAUGUGUUCAGCAUGAUAUUCAUGCAGAUAUUGCUGGACCAAAGCAUGAAUAUUGGUCAUCUUUAGCCCCACUUCCUCUUGAGGUUGUCUUAGCUGCUGGACGGAAGGCUAAAGAGGAAUUCUCAACAGAGAAAGGUGAUAUGGAGGAAAGGGAUAAAGUUCAACGGGAUUUGAAUGAUCUGAAUGGCGAGGGAAAUAUUGAGAGCAUGCUUUUAGUUGAAAAGGGCUUGCGCGAACUAGUUUCACUAAAGGUAGAGGAUGCUGUUGUGCUUGCAAUGGCUCAACAUCGACGCCCAAAUUCUUUGAGGCAUGGUCAUCCUAACCCAGAUGCGGAGCUUUCAAAGCUAGCAAUUGAGGGUCAGAAUCUUCUAGAAGCAUUUGAAUUGAGCCAGGAGGAAUCUGAAGAUGUACACUUCAAGCAGGCUUGGCUUACAUAUUUCUGGAGAAGAGCAAAAAGUCAUGGGUUGGAAGAGGACAUUGCUGAUGAGCGGUUGCAGUUUUGGAUCAACCAAAGUUCUCAGCCACCCACUUCACAUGAUGCAGUCAGCGUGGAGCGGGGUCUGAUGGAGCUAAGGAAAUUAGGGAUUGAAACUCAACUGUGGGAGGCACCCCGCAAAGGGAUGGAUGAUACUACUUACUAAAACACAAUCCCAAUCGGAGUUUUGAGGCCUCGAAUUGAGGUUUUUUUUUUUUUUUUUUUGCUUGAAUUUGUAGUUCAAUUCAUUCAUUUAUUUUUGUGUUAUCUAUUCAUUGAAAUGAAGCCAAUUUUUUGUAACAUCAGAGUGGUUACUGUUCAGAAGCCACAAUUAGCUGAUUGUUUGAUUGAUUAUCAUAUACAAUAGACAAUCUGUUAGAGAAUGUUUGGAUGCACACGGGUGAAUUGGGAAGAGGAAUUGACUAAAUUGUAAUUAGGUGAUGUAGGUCCCUCCAGUUUGAGGGCUGUUCUCUUGUUAUUAUAGUUGAAAUGGGCCGA
Messenger RNA from Magnolia sinica, 2107 nucleotides. Its product is annotated as coiled-coil domain-containing protein SCD2-like. The coding region runs from base 87 to 1775 and encodes 562 amino acids. Gene Ontology annotation, biological process: cytokinesis by cell plate formation. NCBI's taxonomy places the organism in Eukaryota, Viridiplantae, Streptophyta, Magnoliopsida, Magnoliales, Magnoliaceae. The transcript is spliced from 17 exons. The record is from RefSeq and is a predicted model, not a curated record.